AUGACCACUCUCUGUGUAGCUCUGCACGUCAUUCCAGCCACAUCUCUUCUCUGCAUCCUCUCUCUUCCUCUCUGUUGGCGAGGAUGCGUCCCGUCAGACUUGCCGCAGACUGGCAGAGUGUUGAUGGGGAUGUCACUGGGACUACAGCGCCUUCCUUCCCCUCGCUCUUGUCCUCCUCUGGCUGACAGACAAGCAGUGGCCCCGUGUGACCUCCUGUACGGGACACAGGUGCUGCUGCAGUGUCACCUGGCCUCAGCUUAA
This is a messenger RNA of Knipowitschia caucasica, 261 nucleotides long. The record is from the annotation of a GenBank genome assembly. NCBI's taxonomy places the organism in Eukaryota, Metazoa, Chordata, Actinopteri, Gobiiformes, Gobiidae.